AUGAGAUUUACGAUAUUACUCUUCCAAAUUAUGUAUUUAAUAUUUCGAGUAGUUAGUGGAUCUAAUAGUUAUUACUGUACAGGUUCAAAUAGUGGUAUGAGUGGUAACAUACAUUUUAAAUGUAUAAAAACACUAUGCAACAGCACUUCGUGUGAAACAAUAAUUGACUAUUUAGAUAAACCCGGACCGGACGUAAUUAUAGAUACCAACAAUAAGGUAUUGUUGAAUCUUGAAAUCGAAAACAUUUCUACUAUUCACGUACUAUUUAUUAAUUAUGUUCGUGAUUCAAUAAAUUCAAAUUUCACAAUGUAUCGUCUCUUGAAACCAAUCGUUUUAAAAGUACAGUUAGCUGGGCCAAGAGAGUUGUAUAAGUUACGCUUUAUAAAUUACGUAAAUGGUGGACCAACAGAAGAAGUCAUCAGUAAAGCGACCCGGAAGAAUUACUUUGGAUGCGAUUCUGGAAAUAUUAACCCAACGUGCGGUGUGCAAUAUUAUGGCUUAAAUGAACCGGUGCCUUUUUCAAAAGGUUUUUGUUGUUCGUGUCUUGAUUCGGUCAAUGCUGCACGUCAACAAAGAUCAUCCGAGGCAGUUAACAAAAAUAACAUUUCAAUAACGACCAACAAUGAUAUUGUCAUUCAACCAAGAGGCGAACAAGAUUGUAAAAACAUUAGUGAAAGUCCUAGUUAUGCGAAUUCAUUUGCUUACCACGAGAGUGCGCAUUGUUUUAGAUAUAGCGAUUUAUGGCUCAAUGUUUAUAAAGUAGAAAAAUCAGAAACAGUCUUGCCACUAACAUUGGAAUUAUUCAAAAAAAUUGAAAGUAGUAGCGUUUACGUACUUCAGCAACAAAGUUCAUCUUCACUAUCAACCAACAGGAAACUGACCAUUUACAAAAAUUUAGUAUCGUACCGAUACGAGGUCAAAGGUUUAAAUGAAACAGUCGACAACGACUUGAUGGCCAUGUUUAUUCUGAUACCUCAGGACAUACCUAAAGCUUAUCAAUACGGUCUCCCGCACUUAAACAAUCAACCGGCCGGAAAGUACCUCGCUAUCCAUCCGAGCAAGAUGUCGAAAAACGGCGGUGCCGAAUGCGACAAAAUCGGAGUGGAACCACGAGCUUUCCACGAACAACCGGACAGGUGUUAUCGGCCGCGAGGCAGCUGUCUCGGCCAACAGCCCAUCCAACUGCUGCGGCAGCGGGAGGAAGACUGCAGUGGGGAGCCUUUGGCGGGCUCCACAAGUGGCCGUUUGUUCGUCGAAGACUAUGUAAAAGGCGACAUCAGUUUCGACAACGUGGCGGACCACAUUAUCGUGGACCGUCAACCGUUCUCGUCCGAUGCCGAAACACCCGUUUCCGUGCAGAGCGUCGGAGAGGUCAGACUAGACGACAACGCAGUCGUCAACGACAAGGUUUUACUUCAGAUAAGCGAGAUACACGCGAUUCUUGACAACGGCUGUAAUAACACCGCAAAAUUGCUCGUAUUCGUGACGAAUUUAGGUUUGAAAACAGCAGAAUUCUUCAUUGACACUUCUGGUCAAUCAGAUUUGAAAAAAAUCGAAAAAAAACGGGGACAAGUGAUUGUACAUCCCCAACAGACCGAAAAGAUAUUUAUGGCAUUCGAAUGCCACACUAACGAGUGCGUCGCAACCGUGCGAUUGUACGCCAACCAAACCGCCGCCACCACUGCCACCGCAGUGGCGUCCAGAAAAUUCAAGAUCGUCCGAGGUUCCGGCUGCUACUGCCUGUGGCACAGACGGUGCAAGUGUUACCAGACCGUAUCCCCGUGUACCACCGGUGGCCGAUCGCUGAGCCAGGCACAGUACACUGCGGCCGGGUUUCUGGGCGACGUGCCCCCGAGGACGGCGGUCGCCGAGGAGGCCGUCCGCGAUCGAGACACGCUGGUCGCCAGUCUCGUCUUGCUGAUCGGCUACUUGGCCGUGGCGUUGGUCCUGGGCCUGCUCAAAGGUAUGUCGCCGUACCGCAGCCACUGGCUGUGGAUAGUCGGCCCAGGUAAGCGGCACUUGGACGCGUACAAAGAACCGGAACUCAGAGCGUGCCCAGUGACCCGGGACGACCGCGGUUACUGCGUGCACCCCGUAACCAGGUCCCGGCACAUACGGCUGCUGGACAGGGGACAGGAAUUCGUUGCCAACGCGCUCUUUUUCGUCAGCCUGCCGACCGCCGCGGUGUACCAGGCGUACUGCAACCUGACGAGCGAUUGCUGUUUCCAGGCCCAAGAACUGCACUCGUCCUAUUCCACUGCUUUGUCGGCCAACGGGAAGUUCCAUGACUGUUGCGAUUUCCCGUUUCUGCAAGAAUCGAGUGCAUCGGAAAACGUCGAAUGA
Messenger RNA from Melanaphis sacchari, 2343 nucleotides. Its product is annotated as hapless 2-like. NCBI's taxonomy places the organism in Eukaryota, Metazoa, Arthropoda, Insecta, Hemiptera, Aphididae. The record is from RefSeq and is a predicted model, not a curated record.